AUGUUACCAAAUAAAUGUACUGUUCAUGUACUACUUGUCUUCGCGGCCGUUUUGAACGCUUCGGUGAGCGGUAAAUCCUAUCGUGAAUGCAUUGGUUUUGAAAACGAACAGAAGUAUGUUGCGAGCCAGGAAGAUUGCGCCAAAUACAUCUAUUGUGAUGGCAAAAAUUCCUUCGAAGGCGCUUGCCUCGCUGACAACUACUUCAACGAGAAAGAGGGUAAAUGUGACGAACGCGCCUCGGUCGUGUGUAAAGUGGGUCAGCAAUUGUCGGGUGAAGAUAAACCGUACAGCAGUCAACAAGGUUUCGGUUCGGGCGUGGCGAGCACUGACGGUCUGCGUGUGGAUCCCGUCAAUGCCUUCGGUGGACAAUUGAUAAGUCAACAGCAAGCAAAACAAGAGCCACAACCAUUAGAUGGAUUUGGUGGCGGUAUUCUUGGUAGCGAGGCUGUAACUGGUUUGGCGCUAAAUGCCAUCGACGUCGGCAACACCGGCUCGUCUACCGCAAUGGCACAGACGCCAUUGUGUCCGCGGCGCUAUGGCCUAGAAAAUGUUAUGUAUCUACCCAACACCCAGUCUUGUGCCGCAUACUAUGUCUGCUAUAACGGUAUUGCCAUACCAAUGAUUUGUGCGCGGAAUAGUUACUUCAAUCAGGAGACGUCGCAUUGCGAACGAGAAAGCAAUUUAUAUUGUCCGUAUGAUCGGCCGGUGCGUUUGAUAUGCAAUCGUGGCGUUUACGAUUACAUACCGCAUCCGCGUAAUUGCGGCUACUACUACUUCUGCUCGAAUGGCUAUUUGAUGAUCUUCCAGUGCCCCUUCCAGUAUUUGUGGGACUACGAGCGACGCUCGUGCGUACAACGCUCGGAAGCGAAAUGCUUUUCCAGCGACAUUGCGGAAGCGAUGCUCACUUAG
Messenger RNA from Bactrocera tryoni, 909 nucleotides. RefSeq lists its product as uncharacterized. NCBI's taxonomy places the organism in Eukaryota, Metazoa, Arthropoda, Insecta, Diptera, Tephritidae. The record is from RefSeq and is a predicted model, not a curated record. Gene Ontology annotation, cellular component: extracellular region. Bases 1 to 909 code for a protein of 302 amino acids. The transcript has 2 exons. Gene Ontology annotation, molecular function: chitin binding.